This is a messenger RNA of Aureobasidium namibiae CBS 147.97, 1083 nucleotides long. RefSeq lists its product as uncharacterized. The transcript is spliced from 3 exons. The record is from RefSeq and is a predicted model, not a curated record. Gene Ontology annotation, cellular component: mitochondrial inner membrane. Gene Ontology annotation, biological process: inner mitochondrial membrane organization. The coding region runs from base 1 to 1083 and encodes 360 amino acids. Lineage: Eukaryota; Fungi; Ascomycota; Dothideomycetes; Dothideales; Saccotheciaceae.
AUGCGCUACCGUGCGCAACAACUGCUCGGUCGCAGUCGCCCAUACCGUGCCUUGGGCCUGCCGCCGCGACGCUUCGUCCAGAUUGCGGCCACCCCGUCGUCGACCAAUCCCACCGUCGCCUCUGCUGCCGCAGACAGCACUGCUCCUGAUGCCCAAUUCGAGGUCUUGGGCAGCCCUUUUUCUCUUCUCUCGGCCUCCAUCUCGGCUUCGCAGAACCUUUAUACCCGCAAGGGCUCGCUGCUUGGCUUCCACGGCAAUGCUGAGAGCACCGUGUCCUCGCUCUCCGUCCUCGAACCCUUCCGCCGUGCCGCAUUUGGCAUUCCUUUCCUCUACCAAAAAGUCACCUCGACCGCUCCCUACACAGCCUUGAUCUCGUCCAAGUCUCCUCUCACCACCUUCUCUGUUAUUCACCUUGAUGGUCGCCUCGACUGGAUGAUCGCUCAGAGGAACGCUCUUCUUGCCUGGACCGGUCACACCCUUUCCAUCAAGCCUCAGAUCAACACUUCCUUGAGUCUCGCCCACUGGGGAAGUUCUCGCGUUACUGGCCGUGGACUUCUAUGCUUGUCGGGCAAGGGCCAGGUCUACCAGCUUGCCCUCAAGUCUGGCGAGGAGUACAUUGUCCACCCCAGCAAUGUCAUUGCUUAUAGUAUCAUGCAACACGCUCCUCAGCCCUACCGCUUCAAGUCUUCCAACUUGCGCCUGCAGAUCCCCAACGCCUUCUCCUACCUGCCCGACACCAGGUUCUUCAAGGUCGUCCGUCAAUCGACUGUCUGGCGCACCGUCGCCAACACUUUGUUCACCAUUCGCACCUGGGCCCGUCGCUCAAUAUGGGGAGACAGAAUGUUCCUUCGCUUCCAGGGACCUGCCAACAUCCUUGUGCAAUCCAGAGGCGCAAAGCUGUCCGAUGCUUUUACUGCUCGCGAUGUCAAUGAGGCCGCAGACACCCCCGCAGGCGUGCUCCAGGCUGGCAAACCUGCCACACCUGCCAGCACCGACUCGUCUCCUUCAGCACCAGUUGCACCGACUAAGCUGAGCUAUGCAACAGUGGAAGGCGAUGGCAAGGUCACCAUCACCAAGUCGUAA